Centropristis striata (black sea bass) is the source of this 1367-nucleotide messenger RNA. RefSeq names its product prosaposin (gene sftpba). The record is from RefSeq and is a predicted model, not a curated record. Bases 73 to 873 code for a protein of 266 amino acids. Gene Ontology annotation, cellular component: lysosome. The transcript is spliced from 10 exons. Lineage: Eukaryota; Metazoa; Chordata; Actinopteri; Perciformes; Serranidae. Gene Ontology annotation, biological process: sphingolipid metabolic process.
GCUGCAGUCACAGUUCCCUAUACAGACCUCAGGAGGGAAGACAUUCAACUAAAAGCCUGAAAGUCACGGACCAUGGCCUUGCUCAGGACUGCAUUGCUUCUCUUCGCUUGUCUUGAAAGCUGUGCUCUUACUUCAGCUUUUAAUGUCGAUGGUUUGCAAAAUGUUCCUGAAGCCCUGAGAGCAAAUGGGGAUGUCUGCCAGGACUGCACCCAAAUAUUUGAACUCCUUGACGACCUGUUAUCCAACACAGACCUCCAGAGAAAGAUCAUGGAUGGCAUCGAACAAAUUUGCGACCACCUGCCUGGACCUGGCACUGCCAAACUCUGCAAAGAUGAGGUGGAGAAGAUGCUUCCAAUGGCCAUCAGCUUCAUUACUGGUGUUGUAAAACCAGACCAGAUCUGCCAUAUCCUUGGACUCUGUGGCUCCUGUGACAAGCAGGAGAAGAUGCUCCACUACUUUGUCAAGGAGGCCCUGCAGGUGGCUGUGACAAGUGGAAAUGUGCAGGACAACCCACACUGCUCCUUCUGCAUUUUUCUCAUCAAGACUUUGGAGGACUUGAUGCCUAAAGAUAGGACUGAGGAAGCUGUGAUCAAGCUGCUGGGGGAGAUCUGUCACAUUUUGCCACAUUCCUACCGAGAUCAGUGUGAGGUUGUCGUAAGCACUUUCAGCAAGACGGUGCUGGAUGCAAUCCUGGGCUACGCCACCCCUCAGGCUAUCUGCGCUCUCAUCCACAUGUGCAAAGGGCAGGAGGCUCCUGUUGUAGACCCAUGCACUUUGGCAACCUACAGGUGCAGUGACUUCCAAACUGCGCUGAAAUGUGGAACUGUGUUCUACUGCCAGAAAUUUGCCUGGAAGCCUCUCAACACACUGUAAAACAUUAAGGCGGGACCAAAAGCGUGAGUCGACCCCGGUGCCUCCGUGGACGACCCAGAUCUUUCACCAUCAAACUGCAAAUAUUUCUCUAACUGCUUGACACCUGUGGCUUUCAGUUUGAUAGCAUUUCUUUAAGAUAGUGAUUUGAUAUCAAGUGCAUUUUUUAUUUUACAUUGUGCAUACGCUCUGAACUGAAUGGAAAAAAAAAUAGGACUUAGCUUGACUAAAUAUCAUGGACAAAAGGAUUAUUUGAACUUCAGGAGUAAAAGGAAUGUUGAACAAAUAUGAACGCUCAGCUGUAGGGUCAGAAAGUUGAAUGAUUAUUAUAAAAGUAAAAGUUAUCACGCUUUUUUCUUUUAAUUUUUGUACUAACCGCUUUUCUAUAUAUAGUGUGAAGGCUUCAUCCACAUUUUAGUUUGUUCUUGUAAUUUUUCACACAAAGAUGAGGGGAAUUAUCUGAAUAAAUGUUGGUAAAUAAAGAUCAGUUUAUUCUC